Labeo rohita (rohu) is the source of this 919-nucleotide messenger RNA. RefSeq names its product V-set domain-containing T-cell activation inhibitor 1. The coding region runs from base 65 to 457 and encodes 130 amino acids. The transcript has 3 exons. The record is from RefSeq and is a predicted model, not a curated record. Gene Ontology annotation, cellular component: external side of plasma membrane. Gene Ontology annotation, biological process: immune response; T cell costimulation; negative regulation of T cell proliferation. NCBI's taxonomy places the organism in Eukaryota, Metazoa, Chordata, Actinopteri, Cypriniformes, Cyprinidae.
UUUCUUGAGAAAGAGUAUUUUGUACUGUUAUGUAGGGUAUAUAUAUUAAUUGUAUCGGGGCAUCAUGAUCAUCGGUUGGUGCUUCAUCUGUGUAUUUGCAGUGCUGAUAAAUAAAGUGUGUCUGCAGGUCACAGUAGAGGCCGUUAUUGGUGGUUCUGUUGUCCUGCUGUGUUCUUCAACUAAACCUGAUCUUAAACUUCAAGAUACUGAUGUGCACUGGAGACACAAUGACAGUGAGAUUGUGUACGAUAUAGUUAAGGGUCAAGAUUCAGUCACAUUACAGCACCGCCAGUACAAGAACAGAGUUAAAACUUUCCCUGACGGGUAUAACAGAGGAAACUUCUCCAUCAAACUCAUCAAUCUCACUCACACAGAUGCAGGAGAGUUCAGCUGCUUCAUCAUACACUCAUCUGAUUCAGAUCAGGAGAUUGUACACCUGAUCAUCAAGGGUGUGUAAAAAUAGUUCAUUUUAUGUUUUCAUGCUCAUGCUUGCAAUGCGUAGUGUAAAGUGUAUUUAAAGUCCAGGAAUUACAGUCCAAACCUGACUUGAAAUAACGUAACAAAUCAAUCAGGGCUAAAGUGGUUCCAUAAAUGACCAUUUAAAUUCACACAAUCUCACUAAUUUGAUCUAGGUUCAGUGAGUCAGGAUAAUUUGAUGUGCACACUUAUUCUUAAGCAGCUCUUAAUGCCAUGGAGCAAAUCGUUCCACCAUGACAAACAGCGAAAAUAUUUUUGGGAUGUUUAAUGCUUUAAAAAAAUAAAAUAAGAAAAUAAUUUGAUGUAUUUUCCUCAGUGCAUAACUGACAAAUCACAGAUGAAUUCUUCAUCUAUAAAUGUUAGAGAGUCAUGCAAAUAUAUCCAUUUUGCUGUCAGGAGUGAACGUGUGCUGCUGCGCACUUAACAGACGGAGCACAAUAGA